Nycticebus coucang (slow loris) is the source of this 2053-nucleotide messenger RNA. It is a transcript of the gene BAK1, whose product is annotated as BCL2 antagonist/killer 1. Gene Ontology annotation, cellular component: mitochondrial outer membrane. Gene Ontology annotation, biological process: regulation of apoptotic process; extrinsic apoptotic signaling pathway in absence of ligand; intrinsic apoptotic signaling pathway in response to DNA damage. The record is from RefSeq and is a predicted model, not a curated record. Gene Ontology annotation, molecular function: protein homodimerization activity; protein heterodimerization activity. Bases 279 to 914 code for a protein of 211 amino acids. Lineage: Eukaryota; Metazoa; Chordata; Mammalia; Primates; Lorisidae. The transcript is spliced from 6 exons.
CAGAGCAACUUCCUCUAGAGGGAGCUGAUUGGAGCUGGGUGCAGCUGGCACCUCUAUGAUCACCAGAGCCUCGCGGGUCCCUCCGGCUGUGCUGGGACCAGCAGAGUAUAUCCAGAUACCAGGAAUGCACUGACGUUCAUUCCUAGAAGCCGACUGGCAUCCUGGCCCUGGGAACAGACGCAGCCCCUCGGGAUCUCCAGCCUUGGACCUGCUGAGCCAUCCCGGGUUGGACCAGGAUCCCCGCAGGCUGACACUGCCAUCCACUAAGACCUGAACAAAUGGCAUCCGGGCAAGGCCCAGGUCCUCCCGGGCAGGAGUGUGGAGAGUCCACCCCGCCUUCCACGUCUGAGGAGCAGGUAGCCCGCGACACAGAGGAGGUUUUCCGCAGCUACGUUUUUUACCGCCAUCAGCAGGAGCAGGAGGCUGAGGGGGCAGCUGCCCCUGCUGACCCAGAGAUGGUCACCUUGCCUCUAGAACCCAGCAGCACCAUGGGGCAGGUGGGUCGGCAGCUUGCCAUCAUUGGGGAUGACAUCAACCGGCGCUAUGAUUCGGAGUUCCAGACCAUGCUGCAGCACCUGCAGCCCACAGCAGAGAACGCCUAUGAGUAUUUCACCAAGAUCGCCUCAAGCCUGUUUGAGAGUGGCAUCAACUGGGGCCGUGUGGUGGCUCUCCUGGGCUUCGGCUACCGCCUGGCCCUACAUGUUUACCAGCGUGGCCUGACUGGCUUCCUGGGCCAGGUGACCCGCUUCGUGGUCGACUUCAUGCUGCAUCACUGCAUUGCCCGGUGGAUCGCACAGAGGGGCGGCUGGGUGGCAGCCCUGGACUUGGGCAAUGGCCCCAUCCGUAAUGUACUAAUGGUUCUGGCUGUGGUUCUGCUGGGCCAGUUUGUGGUACGAAGAUUCUUCAAGUCAUGACUCCUGAAGGGGCCCUUUGGGGUCCCAGCUAAGACCCCUGCUUGGACUUCCCCCUCCCCUGCAGGGGUCCCCCCUUAAAAAUACAGAAGCUUUAGCAAAUGGACACUCCAGCUUCAGAGGGCCCCUGCCCAGGGGUCAGUCAGGUUGCAGAGGUGCCCCAACAUUGCAUGGUGCUAAGGGGCCCCCUUCUCUAGGCCCCAUCCUGUCAGAGAGGAGCUGUAGCCUCCCUCAGCUCUCUGGGACUCCCUUAGCCCUUUCUGCUGGGCACUGGGGAGAUUAUAAUAACUUGGGGGGUAGAGACUAGGAGCCACUGCUUCCCAAGAAGUUUUUAAUGGUUUUAGCUUUUUAUAACACCCUUGGGGGAGCCUCUCCUCUUCAUCCCCACCACUCUGCCCAAGGCCAGGACAUCUGAGGUAUGGGGGCCUAAAAACUGGGACUGUGGCCAGGCCCUGGCCCUCCCUGAGUAUCAUGUCUCCCAGAAGCAGGACUGGCUGGGGCUGGAGGGGGGGUGUCCUGCUCAGCAUUCCAGGCUCCCACUCCAUAUUGCCUUUAUAGUUGGAUACUCAGGGAUUGUGUGGAUGGGCCUGGGAUGUGUGGGUGUGGGGGUGCAGACCAGUGCUAUCUGAACUUACCCAUCAGAGCAGGAGCCUCCAAGCCUGCCUCUUCUGUCCCUCCUCUCCCCUUCAUUAUAGUGAAGACCCUUGCCCCUAUCCCCAGAGGCCUUGGGUGAGGAAGUGCUAAGGCCCCUCCUUGCCCAGACUAUGGGGUUUAGGGCUUGGUUAUUGGGGAGUUAACCCCGGGAGGUUCUGAGUGGGAGAAGGGCUAUCAACACCUCAUGCCCCAGGCAUAGUGUAAUCCACUGUGGAUGUUGGAAACUGUGAAUACUUGAACUCUAACCCUCUCCUGCACCCACCCCAACCCCAUGCUCUUCACCUGCCUAGAUCACUCCUCGGGGUGAGGGUGAGAGUGCCUUCUCUGUCACAGCCUAGGGCGAUAGCAAUAAGGGGAGAAAUUAAGAGAUUAAUAAGGAGAGAUUUGAUUUAGCCAAAUACAGGGAGGGGACGCAGAUGGAGCCCUCUGGCCACCCACCCCUUACAUCCUCUGAGUGUGUUUGGAAAUAAACUGUGCAAUCCCCUUAC